GUUGUCCAUUGAAGAUAGUUCCGUAAAGUUUUUCCAAUGUCUUUCAUUCUCAGGAUUCUGCUUACCAUCGUGUUUCUUUGCUUAUAUGGCUUUCCGUACACUUUAGCCGACACCAACGUCUAUGUGAAGCUCUUCCCUAAUAAAGAAUUGUGCGUCUCGCACUUCGUCUUCCGCGACCCUGAAGCCUCACCUGUGCAGGUGGGAUUUGUCCACCGCGCCCUCUCCCCUCGUUUGAGCUACAUUCGAGCAAAACUUUACGGCCCUAGUGCAGAUAUUAACACGCGUGGACCACAAAUUCCGCUCGAGGACUCGAUCGAUACUCUCGGCCAUCUCACUACAAUCUACUUUCAUGCAGAGGAAACUGGAAUCUACACGAUCUGCCUCAAAUCACUGCGCCAAGCCCCUAUUAUGGGUUUUGAAAUCACCUUUGUAGCGAACAACGAAAAGGUGGAUCCGCUCUACCUGGAGGAUGGCACAAUGGCAGUUGACAAGCCGGUAGGUAUGGAAGACUACAAGGAUCGCCUAAAUAUGCUUAAAAUAUGUGUAGAGGAGACACGUGACGAGCUGCGCAGCAUCCAGGUCCGACGCUUUAUGUUUGAGCACACCACACACUCUAUUAUGAGGGUAACAAUCGGAACAUUGCUGCUUAAUAUGGUAAUCGCAGCGGUUCUAUUUUUAUGGUCAGAACGUUACAUGGAAAGAGUAUUCAUGAAGAAAAAAAAAAAUGAAUGA
Phytomonas sp. EM1 is the source of this 732-nucleotide messenger RNA. NCBI's taxonomy places the organism in Eukaryota, Euglenozoa, Kinetoplastea, Trypanosomatida, Trypanosomatidae. The record is from the annotation of a GenBank genome assembly.